ACAAGCUCGAGUUACAUGAAGCGAGUUGGAACUGAUAGUAAUACUACUUUUAAUCCUUCAAGGUUCUUUCUUGAUAGCCAACCCAUCACAUUUAUUAAGGACGACCAGCAACAACCCAUGGAGGUGGAGAGUUUGUCUAGGAACCCAAACUCCGGCAGCUUCGGUGUCUCUCCCACGCUGGGUGAGCUCUUGAAGCGAGUCGGUGAUGUUCAAAAUGGUAACGAGACUCCGAACCACCAGGUGCUUGAGAUGACCGACGGUGGUCUUGGCCUUGAGCCCAGAUCCCUUCCUCUUCCUUUCGUUCUUUCCUUCAGUAAUCUCACUUACAGCAUCAAGAAUCGCCGGAAAAUGAGGUUUCCAAAUUGUUUUGGUCGGACGAGGAGUAAGCUUGGAGCGGCGGGUGAUCCAGUACUAGAGAGUGACAACAACAAUUACUCCUCCAACGCCAAGAUUAUCUUGAACGACAUCUCCGGCGAAGCGAGGGAUGGAGAGAUAUUAGCGGUUCUUGGAGCUAGUGGGUCAGGGAAAUCGACGUUGAUCGAUGCUCUGGCUAAUCGGAUGGCUAAGGGGAGUUUGAAAGGCUCCAUCACAUUGAACGGCGAACCUUUAGAGUCUCGGCUUCUUAAGGUGAUCUCUGCUUACGUCAUGCAAGAUGACUUGCUAUUCCCCAUGUUGACGGUGGAGGAGACGCUCAUGUUCUCCGCCGAGUUCAGGCUACCUCGCUCUCUUUCCAAGUCUAAGAAGAAAGCUAGGGUUCAAGCUCUCAUCGAUCAGCUUGGUCUGAGGAACGCUGCGAAGACUGUGAUCGGCGAUGAAGGUCACAGAGGUGUUUCCGGCGGAGAACGCCGCCGUGUUUCGAUCGGAACCGACAUUAUUCACGAUCCCAUCAUUUUGUUCCUGGACGAACCCACUUCGGGUUUGGAUUCCACGAGUGCGUUUAUGGUGGUAAAGGUACUCCAGCGGAUCGCUCAGAGCGGGAGUAUUGUUAUCAUGUCCAUACAUCAGCCAAGCUACAGAAUCAUUGGCUUGCUUGACCGCAUGAUCUUCCUAUCCCGUGGUCAGACUGUAUUCAGGGGCCCACCAUCGACAAUACCCCAAUUCUUCGCCGAAUUCGGACACCCGAUCCCAGAGAAAGAGAACCGGACCGAAUUCGCCCUCGAUUUGAUCCGCGAACUCGAGGUAUCCCCCGGUGGCACAAAGGGUUUAGUCGAAUUCCAAAAAUCAUGGCAAACCGCAAAGCGCCCUGGGAAUCUCGAUUCGCAGCAACAGGACCUAUCCUUGAACGAUGCCAUUAGCGCGAGCAUUUCAAGAGGGAAGCUCGUCUCCGGCACCACCAACGAUUCCAGCUCUACAAAGGUCUCAAGGUUCGUGAAUCCGUUCUGGGCUGAGAUCGCGGUUCUGUCAAAGCGAUCCGUAACGAACACCCGAAGAAUGCCGGAGCUUUUAGGGAUCCGUUUAGGAGCGGUCUUGGUAACCGGGUUCAUCUUAGCUACCAUUUUCUGGCAUCUGGACAAUUCCCCUAAAGGAGUUCAAGAAAGAUUAGGGUUUUUCGCCUUCGCAAUGUCGACUACAUUCUACACCUGCGCAGACGCCCUUCCUGUGUUCUUGCAGGAACGAUACAUCUUCAUGAGAGAAACAGCUUACAACGCUUACCGUCGUUCCUCCUAUGUCUUAUCUAACUCCAUCGUCGUCAUACCAUCGCUGAUUUUCUUGUCGUUCGCUUUCGCGGCGACGACCUUCUGGGCGGUGGGUUUAGCCGGAGGCGUGAAAGGGUUUUUCUUCUAUUUUGGGAUAAUAUUGGCGUCGUUUUGGGCUGGGAGUUCGUUUGUGACAUUCUUAUCGGGAGUGGUGUCACAUGUGAUGCUGGGUUACACAGUGGUUGUAGCCAUAUUAGCUUACUUUCUUCUGUUCAGUGGCUUCUUCAUUAACAGGGAUCGAAUCCCUGACUACUGGUUAUGGUUCCAUUACAUGUCAUUGGUGAAAUACCCAUAUGAGGGAGUGUUGCAGAACGAAUUUCAAGACCCAACAAAGUGUUUCGUUAGAGGAGUCCAGAUGUUUGAUAAUACACCUCUGGAGGUAGCACCGACGGCGACGAAGGUGAUGUUGUUGCAAAGUUUGAGCAGUACGUUGGGGAUAAACAUCACCAGCACCACCUGUGUGACCACUGGAACAGAUAUAUUGAUUAAGCAGGGCGUGACGGACUUAAGUAAGUGGAAUUGCUUGUGGGUAACAAUUGCUUGGGGUUUCUUCUUCAGAAUUCUCUUCUACUUCGCACUGUUGUUGGGAAGCAAGAACAAGAGGAAGUAGAUGAUGAAGACGAUGUCCAUGCAGAACUAUUUGGAGGGAAAAUCCUCUGUUUUUUUUUUUCUAUAUUUUAA
Telopea speciosissima is the source of this 2378-nucleotide messenger RNA. RefSeq names its product ABC transporter G family member 6-like. Bases 16 to 2307 code for a protein of 763 amino acids. Gene Ontology annotation, cellular component: membrane. Gene Ontology annotation, molecular function: ATP binding; ATP hydrolysis activity; ABC-type transporter activity. The transcript has a single exon. The record is from RefSeq and is a predicted model, not a curated record. NCBI's taxonomy places the organism in Eukaryota, Viridiplantae, Streptophyta, Magnoliopsida, Proteales, Proteaceae.